Molecule: messenger RNA, 2185 nt
Organism: Xenia sp. Carnegie-2017
Lineage: Eukaryota; Metazoa; Cnidaria; Anthozoa; Malacalcyonacea; Xeniidae
Product: solute carrier family 15 member 4-like
Exons: 5
Coding region: 42-1880 (612 amino acids)
Source: RefSeq, a predicted model, not a curated record
AGUCAGAGGAUGAUCAUCUUGUGGUAAAUGUAUAUGACAAUAUGUCUUCACAAUUGCAAAACACUUCUGAUGUAAACUGGGUUGACGAAAUGACAAUAGAACAAUGUUGUAAACCAUAUAAAACAUUUCAGAUUGAAUAUGUUGAAAGAGAGGAGAAUUCCGAACCAUUUGUGCCAUUUAACUUUGGGAAUGUGAUAACGGAAAACACGAAUCAAAGUGAAAUUUCUGGAACUAGUGAAAUAACGCCACUUCUGGAAAACGCUCGUGGAUUUCAAUGGAGAAAAUUAACAAUUAGAAGAAUUAUAUUUGCACUUCUAACGUUAGUCUUGUUGGAAAUGAAAUUCUCCUUUUUAUGGCAGUAUUUAUCUCCCGAACACGACAUUUUUCCUGUCACAAAGCUCACUCAAGUAGGUACAUUGGUUAUUGGGGCAAUAUUUGCAAGUCUGGGAAAAUACAAAUAUGGCUGCUAUAAAUGGAUAUCUUAUGGACUAAUUUUUAAUCUUAUUUCGACGUUGAUUCAUAACGUUCUGUCUUACGCAAAUGAAUUUGAAAAAGCGCAUAAGCACACUUUUUUUUCAUCUUGGUCCAAGUUUUACCAGUCAACUUUUGGAAUUGUUCUUUUGGGAAGUGGAAUAACACUUGACAUGUGUACUUACUAUAUGGUGUAUAUCACUCUUUGGAUAUUUAUUUCUCAACAAAUAUCACAGAAAGAGAAAAUAUCAAGGCAGAUAAUUUGCUUCAUAGCGAUUUGCUUUGGAAGGGCUGCUUAUGGAUUAUCUGGUGUAAUUUGUAAUUUCGUUAAAACGAUUAAGACGACGAUCUAUUCUCAAACAUUAUUAGCCUUGCUAAUCAUAGUAGUUUUUCUUUGUGGAAAAAGCCAUUUUAUCAUUCAACCACCAUAUAUUGGGACUAUUUCAGCAAAUUUCAAAAUGUUAAAGGAAAUUAUUAAAACACGCCAACGUCGCCUGCCAAGUUCCAGAUGCCAUUGGUUAGAUCGGGCAAAAUUUUUAUAUGGUGGAUCAUUCAGCACAUGGGAAGUUGAAGAUUUAAAACGGCUUUUUAUACUGCUCCCAGUUGUUGCAGUUAUGGCAGGACAGUUUAUCUUUUAUUCUUGGAUUGAAUUUCUAACAAUUCACCAGUCAAAUCAUCUCAAGAGAAACUUCAAUCUGAAUUUUUACUUGGUGGAAAGCAUUGCUUUGCUGACAGCUGUGACAAUACUUGCUGUUGCGUACUGGUGGUUUAAACCCUGUGAUAUUUUAAAAUUGUUUUGUCUUGGAUCAUUGUCUUUAUUGAUUGCGACAAUUUAUGGAGGUGUUUUUGAAAUGUAUCUUGUAAAGGAAGUCGAACACUUUGUUAGUAACAAUUCAACCAGCAGUCUAGGCAAUUAUACGUCGUCAUUUUCGCUACUCUAUCAAACACCUUGCCAAGUAUUCUACUGGUUAUGCAAUGUUAUAAUUCAUUUCAGUGCGUUUUCUUUGAUAAUUGAAGAAGCACCCCCUUGUUUUCAUGGCUUGCUUCUGAUCCUCUUUUAUGUUGUCGGAGGAAUUUGCUUUUAUCUCCUACAAAUCUAUAUUGUGAUAAUAGAUUCGUACGUACAUGUUCUUAAGAUCGACAUGGAAAUUUGUAGUAAUGGUGAGAUAAAAUACAAGAGAAAUUUGCAAACAUAUUUCUUAAUUCCAACCCCAGCUUUCAUAUUUGUGCAUCUACUAAUUUACGUUUACGUCACAAAGCGUUAUAAAGAAAAGAGGGAAGAACAAAGACAACUUGCUCUAGCUGAAGCUGAAGGGGAUGGUGAGGAUGCUUCAAGUAGUUCAAUUGAUUGGGAUGCUACCUCUUGGAAUGAUCAUGAUCCAACAUUGCGAAUUAGCACAGCUUAUUAAACGUAGUUUAAAAGACAUUGAUGUAAGGAAAAAAGGCGAUAAGAAACUAAGAGUUUAUGUUUUUCUAUGGGAACAAAUAAUUGAAACAACUAAUGGGAGAUUAUUUUUAAUAUGAUCUUAACUAGUGUAUUCUAUAUAAAAUUCUUGAGCGUUCAGUGUACGUAUAUUUCACAAAGUUUGUCUCAUAAUUGAAUUAAACACAGUGCAAUAUACUUUAAUUAUUUUUGAAUAUAUCUAUAAAGACCUUUAAUUUUCCAAUUUGUAAUUUAGUAAUGUAAUUUAAACAUUUUUAAAAAUGCUUCGAA